GGAGAGGAGGAGACAGGAGCGUGGGAGCACCAGGCUCAGGUCCCAGUGAAGGUGCUGAGGGCUCACAGCAGCGGCCUCACCUCUGUGCACUUCUGCUUCCAGGACAGCCACGUCCUCAGCAGCUCGGCUGACUCCACCUCCAUUCUCUGGGACAUCGAGCGCUGCGUUCCACUCAGGAUAUUUGAAGGAGGUCAUGCUGCCGCCAUCAGUGAAUGUGCUGUGAUUCCCAACAGCAACAAGAUGGUUACAGUCUCCUGGGAUAAGAAGAUGGUUGCCUGGGACAUGGAGACAGGACAGACCUUGUGGACAUCCAAACUGAGUGGCCUGCUGACCUCCUGUAGCGCGUCAUCUGACGGCCGUUUGGUAGUUUGUGCUGAAGAUCUGCAGAAUGGCGUCUACAUCAGUGAUGCAGCAAGCGGCCAGACACUCCAUCGCCUCACCAAUCAUCACGGGUCCACUAUCACGCGGUGCAGGUUUGAUCCUCAGAGCCAGCGUAUAGCCACAGUGUCUGCAGACAGGACCAUCAAACUGUGGGACCUGGUGGCCAAAAAAACAACCCUUUCCAUCAACAGUAACCAUAGCAAUGUCAUCUCCAACUGCUGCUUCACCAACAAUGGACACUUCCUAUGCACAGCAUCAUGGGAUAAAACCCUACAGCUCUGGGAUCUGCAGACAGGGACGUUUCGCUCCCAGGGGGGCAUUAGGCUCGAGAAAGGCCAUGAAGGAAGUGUCAGCUCCUGUGCCUUCUCCACUGAUGCAAAUCUCUUGGUGUCCAGCUCCUACGACAGGACUGUAACAGUCUGGGAUAUGUCCGCCCUCUGUGACGCUUACAGCCUGAAGGGCCACCUUGAUUGGGUGACUGAUGUGUCAAUCAGCGCUGACAAGAAGCGGGUUGCCUCUGCCUCCAAGGAUGGCACUGCCAGGUUAUGGAACACAGAGAACUUGGAGGAAAUCCCUGAGGUGCUUGAGAAGAGGAGAAGCUGGGGAAUGGGAAUUCACAUUGUCAAGUGUGAAGAGUGUGGAAACCCAUUGUCCCUGCCCAGGCCGGAGACUGCAGAGCUGCUGACCAAGUGUGUUUGGUGUCGACUGAAAUCACCGACCAGAUAG
This is a messenger RNA of Myripristis murdjan (pinecone soldierfish), 1107 nucleotides long. Its product is annotated as WD repeat-containing protein 88-like. The record is from RefSeq and is a predicted model, not a curated record. The transcript has 11 exons. The annotation marks the transcript as partial. NCBI's taxonomy places the organism in Eukaryota, Metazoa, Chordata, Actinopteri, Holocentriformes, Holocentridae. Gene Ontology annotation, molecular function: protein binding.